Messenger RNA from Porites evermanni, 8578 nucleotides. NCBI's taxonomy places the organism in Eukaryota, Metazoa, Cnidaria, Anthozoa, Scleractinia, Poritidae. The record is from the annotation of a GenBank genome assembly.
GUUGGAAAUGUCUCGGAUGAAGCAAACGAGUGUCAUGAGGCUUGCCAUGUUUACACAUAUACCGUGCGACCUUUACUCCAGAAAUGAGAGCCGAUGAGCUAAUGCAGAAGAUGAGGGGCGAAGUCGUUGUGGGAAUUGCUGAUCAAAACAAGCGCUUGAAAGCUGAGGAGGUGCUUGCUGCGCGCAAAGAGGCACAAUCAAGGCGUUAUGACGAGGGGCUAUGAAGUGGCAAUUCCAUGGAAGGAAGAUGAUACGCCGUUGUGUUCAAACAGAAAGACUGCUGAAGGCCGACUUAUCUCUUGACAAACACCUUCAGCCAAGACUGAAGGUUGCUGAGAAAUACUGCCAGGUGAUAGAAGCCAAGGUAUAAAAGAAUGAAUCCAAGGGUUACAUCCCAAUUGCAUCCAGUUGGUACCCACCCCAUUUUCAUGUAGUGAGAGAACACAAAGAGACUACGAAAGUGAGGAUAGUCUACUAUUCAGUAACCAAAUACGGAGGAAUGAGCCAUAAUAGCAUUUUGCCUGGACCAACUGAGCAAGAUGUCUUUUUUUUAAAUGCACUAUUUUGUUUCCGCAGUUAUCUUGUGGCCCUUGUAGCAGAUCUGACGGAAAUUUUCUCACAAGUUACCAUGGUAAGGAAAGACGGAGGGCACCACCCCUUCCUGUGGGGGUGGAGGUUACACCUCUCUAGACUUCCAGAAGUCUAUGAAGCAAUAAGCUUGAUGUUCGAUGACCGCGCCUCACUUUAUCUUGCCCAGUACGUUGUGCGACAACAUGCAGAAGAUAACAGAAAUGACCACCCGCUAGCAAUAAUCGUAAUCUUAUUACUGGUGUACGUGGAUGACAUUAUGACUUCAUUGAGCACUAACGAUGAAGCGAUUAAAGCUCGAGAAUAGCUUAGGGAGCCACUUGGAAAGACAGGCUUCAAAAUGCGGUCUAGUUGUAGCAACAGACCAGAACUACCUUGCAUGAAAGCAUAAGGAAAGCAAUAAGAUGAUGAGACGGAUGUGUUUAACUUCAAGUUGAAUCCCCUGCAGGAUGUUGUCUAUACCGAGCGAAGGUUCGGAAAAUAAUUUUAUAUGCUUUUUUACCCAUUACAGAUGCUAGAGGAAGGAUGGAUAUGCAGAGAACAUGGUUACCUGGUUUAAAAUAGGAUGACUUGAAGAAGACGUAUCAAGAAUGGUUCAGUGAGUUACCAGAAUUUUCCAGAGGACAGUUUUCAAGGUGCUAUCGCAUUGCUGGGAAAAUUGUUGUUUACACAUCUAUUCAUACAAUGGUAGACGCGUCGCUGUUGGCAUAUGCAGAUGUAACUUACGUUAGGCGCAAAUAUGAAGAUGCAACUCGAGAAGAAGAAGAAGAAGAGGAAGAAGAAGAAGAAGAAGAAGGGAAGCAGGUUAGAGCUCUUGGCAAGAAAGAAAGGUGUAAGAGCUGUACACUCUGAACAGACAGAAAGGGCGUCUUUUUCUGGAUCCAGAGUCAGUCGAGGAGAUCUUAGACUUCUGUGGCCAACGGAAUAUUUAACAAUUAUUCCUCGAGCCCGAAUAGGCUCUGAGUCAAUAGCCCAUGAGGCCGAAGGCCGAAUGGGCUAUUGACUCAGAGGCUAUGAGAGCGAGAAGAAUAAUUGUUUUAGUGAAAUCCAACUACUUGGUAAAAAAAUGUCGAGACAAAACAACUUAAGCUAGUUAAAGCUAGAAUUUAAUCCUUUUUUGCCACUAAAAAACCGGCGCCUUUCGCCACUAGUGGGUUAUAACAUAUAGCCUAGUAGUAGCUCAACCAAUGAGAACGCAGAAUUUAUAAUAGACCGCUAAUUGAAUUUUACUAACAGAUUUAUCAGACGCCUAACCCUAGACAGUGGAGACAUGUACAAGACUUUUGUCGCCAACCGAGCAUCAAAGAUUCAUCAGACGCCUAACCCCAGAUAGUGAAGAGACUUACAAGACUUUUGGCGCCAACUGAGUAUUGGAAAUUAAUCAGAAGUAUACAUAGAACCUCGAUGAAUUGGCGUUUGAUCCCAGGAGCCGUUGGAUACUAAUUCUUUACCUGGUAAAGCUGUCCUGGGGGCACUGGACAGAAGAGUUUCUGGAAACACUUAAUACCUAAAAGUUGGAAAUGUCGUGCUCGUUGUCGAUCAAAAUUCUCCAAUCGGUCGGUGGUAGUUUUUCUGCAUCAGGAUGGGCAGGGACGCGUUGUGCAGGUGAGUAUAAGGCGCCAGAAGCUUAUCCACCCUAUAACACGAUUGUAUCGAUUGAGCGUCGCUGACCAGCCAUAGUCCUAAAGAGAGGAGCUGAGGAUCCGGAGCUCCUUGUAAGCUCCAGGUUAUAUCCCUGCGUAGGGGACUGGAACUAGUCAACUAAAAAGUUCCCUGAGCACGUGGAAAAUUGGCUGUUUUGUGUUCUUCUUUGAACCAGGCUUUGGAACAGAAUUUUUCACGCCUGAGAAAAUCCAAAAGGCGAGUUCCAUAGCGCAAUGUAUGUUUCCAGAUUUCCGCAGGUAUACUCCAGGGGCUUUACCUUCCUUUCCUGCGUCGAUGUUACCUAACAGUUCCUUGAAUUCAUGUUUUUCUUCAAGGCAUGCAAUGUUUACGGGUCAGCAAAUAGAACUAUGCCAGGAAACGCGUCGGCGAAACAGGUCAGCACGACAUCAGUAUAUGCAUUUCCGUGGAAUAACUGCGAGUUUGCUCGAUUGACGCCCACUCUUUGGUCUGCUCUGAUGUUCCUUCCCGAGAAGGGACUUUUUGGGGGCUCAUUUCCCAAACAGCGGCUGGUAAUCAAGUCUAAUUUCAAGUCAAAGUUAUUCGAACUCAGGGGCUGUCAGGGGUUGAGCUUUUUCGAACUGUUAUCAGCGAAACACCUGUAAAACAGAUUACAUUUAACAUUAAAUCGGUGUUAGAAAUAUGUUGAUGAUGUUACUUACAGUCGGAAAUAUGUAGUAAGAAUACUAGAAAAAAAACUCGAUUUGUUAAAAACAUGGAAUCCUUGGGUAAUGAUGACGUCUCAGCCCUGAACUCCCCCAAGUAUGAAAUGGUUAGGGAUGACGUAAAACAGAACUAAAUGCCCGAAGGGACCGCUUGGGUUGAUUUUGUGACAUUCACUGCACCUUUAUACUUGUACUGUUUUGCGUUUUGUCUGUACAGUGACAUUCCGUGAAGCAGCUGUUUUGGAGCUAUUAAAAAAUGCAGUUUACAUUUCUUCGUCUCAUUUCGUUCUCUUAAACAAACGUUAUAAACACUGACCACCAAAGAGAAACUCUCGAGUUUGACCAAAAUUAUGGCCCGAAAGACACUCGGUAAGCGUGGACUUGCGUUUUGAGAGGCGAAUAACAGUGUAUAAGCACUUGGAGGGUUUGCCAGACACAUGUUUAUCAUUCACAAAUCUUCUUUUGGAUUAGCUCUCCCUCACUACAUGAAACUCAUCCUAAUGCAAUCGAUACAGGUAAAUCUUUGAUUGGAAACGAUUUUACAGACACAAAUCACUUUGGAGAAAUUAUUGAGAGGCUCAGUCUAAAACAAGCAAGUUGCAUUAAGUGAACGCUUGAAUUAAGCUAGCUUAUUAGCAGAGGGAUGCACGCUUACAGAAAUUUGCCUGCAAUUGAUUUCUGUGCUGACGUAUUCCCUCUUUACAAAUUUCCCUAUUCAUUUCCAAAUUCUUUCUCUGGCUGUUAAAAUGAAUUGCAUGUAAAAAGUGCGAGAGGAAUAAAGGAAAUUACACCUUCUAAUAAAAUCUUUCCUUAUAGUUAAAAGAAUUCUUGAAACUGAGAGUGUUUUGAUCAAAGCAGCGUAAAUCGAUUUGAUUCAGUGCAUGGAAUCUUGCGUUUUCUGUUUUUAUCUCCCUAAUAAAAUAUCAAUAUGAAUCUGUAAAUUUCAAAGAGCUACACAAGAGUCACACAAAGGCAAAGGAUACAAUUGACCGAAAAAAAAAAAAGAAAAAGGGGCGUUGUAAUGUCAACUACAUUAAACACCUGCAUAUAUAUAAGAACCAACACCGUAACUCAUAUGUUUACCUAUAUUAUAAAUCGUAUUUAUUGCUCUUUUCAUUUUAAAUUUCCUUUUUUUAUAUCAAUGAAAGUAGUAUGUUGAGGACGUUUCCCCUUUACCAACUUUAUUUGCAGAACCUUCGACACCAUCGUCAAAAAAUACCACAAACUCAACUUCAACAGGUCAGUGAUGUUAAGGGGUGGUCACUAAGUAUAGUGUUGCAAUGGGACUAAUUGCAGUGGCGGAACCAGACCUUCAGAUAAGGGAGGGGGGGGCGGUCAUCCAGACCCUGAUAUAAGGGGGGUGGUCUCAGUUUGGUCCAAUAAUAUCGGGGGGGGGCCUUUCCUGGAUCCGCCACUGAAUUGCCAACCAAAUCUAAAAAUAGUAUCCAGAUCUUAUCGCUUUUCAAAUAAUACGAAACAGUGGAAGAAAACAGAACCACACUGAGUCGGCCCCUGAGUCGCUGGACUGUUAAGGGAAUUCAAAAGUAAUUACCGGGUGUCAGUAAAACGCGGGGUCGCAGCCGGGGUCGGGGUAUAUCUCUUUUUUUUUAAAUAAUACUGCAAAUUAACACAACAUAGUGUAUUAAUCCCGGGUAGGCCUUUCCCGAUUGUGCUCGGCAACUUUUGAGCAACUUUUGGCAUUUGGAGCAAAUUUUUGCGGUUCUAGCAACCUUGGGCUUUGCCUUUCUGAGCAACUUUUGAGCAAAAUAUAGGUCUAAUGGCCCCACGGUUUAAAGCACAUAUCAAGCACGAAAAAGUCAACGAUUUCAUAAAAAACUUCACUGUUUUUAAUUUCUUUUUUAACUUUUUUUAAUUUUUUUAAUGUUUUGUUUUAAUGUUUCUUUAAUUUUUUUUCUCGACCGAUGUUAGUAUAUAAAAAUAUCAAGAAAUUUAGGUGGCAACUUUUGAAAUUUGGGUAGUAACUUUUCAGCAUUCCAUCCUAGAGAGUAACUUUCCAGCAUUUUACGAGCACAAUCGGGCGGACACUCCCUAUUAUGGCACAUACGGAGGGCUCAAAAGGGGGUACCUUUUUCAGGCAUUAGAUCGAUGAAAGGGUAGGGAUUUUACUUGUUAAACUAUAUGAAAGGGUGGUUCUAUCUCAGCGAUCGUCGUCGCUGUGAUCUCUGAAAAGUCAGGUUUCCAUAUGAUCGCUAUGAUCGCUGCGAUAGCUGAACUUUUUUUCUCAGCGAUCGCAGCAAUCAGAGCGAUCGUAGCGAUCAUAUGGAAAACAGGCUUUAAGCUCCCUGUUAGCCUGCGUCAAGUCGCGGACAUAAUGUACCAGUCAAUAACAAAACUACCCAUGCCCCCGCACAGACCCCUGGGAAUCGGACUUUUUUGGAAAGGUUUUGGUCAAAUUCCCGGGUAUGUUGGCAGUUUAGAUGGUCAAAUACCCCACCCGCUAGCGCUUCAAAAAGUGUCAAAUCCCGCAUUCCACCAGCGACUAUUCAUGGUCAAAAAUUUACCCACGCGUCAAACCGUUUAUUCAAAUCUAAAUAUCCUCCUAAACACAACCGAAAUAUCUCAAGUCUAGGAAAACUGUCUUACGGAGAUUUGUUCAUUCCAAUAACAUUGUUCAUUUCAGAAAGCCCGCAUUUAACGGGCUCUUUCAAGCUACAUGCUAACGGACGCAAUGUUGGGAGUUGUUCGCCAACAAUGUUGGUUCAACAAUGUUACGUCCUUUUGCACGUAGCUUCAAAGGCUCUCAAAUGCUCCAACAAAACAGUGAAUAUAGGAGUAAUGACGUCAAUAAUCCUUGAACGUAAUGUACAUGCUGAACGAAACGCUGACCAACAUUUUGACACGAAAGUCAAUGCCCGACAGGGCGCGCCUCAUUUUGGGUCAAAUUCCCCACUGUACGGAAAAAUGCCCGGGGUAUGUCCCGGGAGUGGGAGGUUUUGGAACUGACUGGUACAAAAUCUAACCGUUGUUCGAAGUUUAAUUCCGUCUUUGACGCAGGCUAGCUAGACGGAUUAAGACUCGGUACUGAGAAAAACAUUCGGCUGGUGCACGAUAUACUUAGCGAAUAGCAAGUCUCGAGUUACGUCACAAAAAACACAAUGAUCGUUAUCUCUUACACAAUAACACAAUAAGCCUCACACAAUAGAACGAGGCAAUAGUGCACAUAUUGACUUGGUAUAUCGAGCAUCAUCCAAACAUUCGCUCAUUUGUUUAAUAACCACGUUUAACUGAAUCUGUAUUUCUAAUUUUUUUCGAGUAGCACCAGCAGGUACACGAACAGUAGCAGCCGCCCAUGACAACAACAAGUCAGCCGACCAUUGGAUUACCGCGAUUGCGAUUUUAACGUCUGGACUUGGCCUUGUUUUGAUCGUGCUUACGGCGUAUCACUUUAUUAGCAAAAAGUUUGGCAAAGGAUACCGCGCCUGUAAACGUAAGAUAACAUCCAAUCAUUUAUCAUGCAAAGGAAAUCACUAAAAGGGGCUUUGUCACGAGGAUACUUGGCUGAGAUUAUUACUUGAUGCCUCACAAAAAUGCUCACUUAGAGAUAAGAAGAAGAUUCCAUAUAAAUUCUAUCAGGGAGCACUAACCAUAAUAUUUUUUGGCGAUUUUUGUGGACAGAGCAUCAAAACUUAAAAAUGUUGGUUUUAAAUGUUUAAGCUUUCAAUCCAUGUCCAUCCUUGCCAUCCGUUGCAACAGAAGACAGGAAAAAAUUUCAAUGCCUAAAUUACAUAACUCUAUAAACAUCUUACAUAUUCCUAUUACAUAUUCCUAUGAAUGGUAAAUUACCUAAGUGACACAUAUAUAAAGCUACCAUACCAGGGGCACCCAACGACUGUUUUCUGUAAACUAGCUGUUUGGAGAAGCAAAUAUUGCCUAGAAUUUUCUAUUAUUUGAGGACGACUAAAAAUUUCUAGAUUACCGUUCCAUUCAUGUACAAUUUUCGAAGCAUAUCGUAUAAAUUCCCUACGAUUUUCUGACGCUUAAUUUUCACAUUUUACUUCCCGAGUUAGGCUAUUUUUUGUAGAAAAAAGGGAACCUAAAAUUUUCGGAUUCAAAAAUGUGAUGGCGUUAAGAAUCAGAAAACGCCUCACUUUCGUUAUACGCCAAAUUUCACCUAAAAUUUUCGGAAAAAUAACCCUCACACCCUUGUAGUUUCAGAAAGAAUCAAGUUCCCCUAGGAUGACCGAACAGAUACAAAGUUUAUAGUGCCGCUUAGAAUGCAUUUUUAGAUAGCUUCAAGUACUCUGGAUAGCCUAAAAAGUGUUUUCAACGUAUUUAGGAGGAAACCAUCAUUGGGUGCCCCUGCCAUACUACCUCACCCAACAUACUGUCACACUAUAUGGCACUUUUGCAGGAAAUCAGACGAGGGAAAAUUACAAAAGCUUCAGGAAAGGGCACACCGUAUUUUGUUCAAUAGCUAGUAACUCGUUUACUUAAAAUAAACUGUUAAGGAAAUCCAAUCUCAGCACAUUUCAUAACAGGCGACUACAAGAUAUUUCAAUAACUAUGUUCAAAUAUCAUAUGGGUCUAUUGCCUACAUAUUUUUAACUAAGUUCCCGAAGUGCGUUUUAAGAACUGAGAAUAAUAUCCAGAUUCAACACUGUUAGAUAUGGUAAACAUUCGAUGAGACAUUUCGGACCAAACCUACAGUCUAGACUUCCGAAAGAAAUUAGAAAUAUGUCAUCGUUCAGAUCUAGAAUUAGAAAAACAAACAUAACGGAACUGGUUAGUAAUUCUAACUGUCAGAACUGCUAUUUAUGCCACUCUUAAUUUACUUUUAGUGCUUGUAUUCUUAUAUAUAGCGAUACAUUCUUAUCACACAUUUUAUACAUCUAAUUUACACCACUAUAUUUAUAAUCUUACAGUGGAGAGUGUCACAAAAACUGGUUAGUAGGCCUGUGUAUUGUGAAAUAAAUUAUCAAUGAUUGUCACCAAACCAAGAUACCCGAUUUCCCAGGGUCAUCUAAGUCCCCUGUUCAGUAUUUAAUAACUUUAUGAUAUAUAUCUCAAAUUGUUUUAAGGCGAAUCGUGAGGAGGAAUCCUAGUAACUGGAGCGUAUAUAUACGUAGGAAGUGCUAACAGUGGAAAUAUGCAAUCAGUAUGUCGGGAAAAAAAACUCGAUUUGUUAAAAAAAACACAUAAUAAUAUAUAAUAAACAAUAAACAAUUGUUUUUUGUUUGUUUGUUUGUUUCGCAGAUGACUUUGAAACAGGAGUUAAGAGCAAUCAGCUUUUCGUCAGCUAUAGCUCCAAAGAUAUGGCCUGGAUCAAUGAAAAUCUGAUCCCCAUUCUCGAAAAGCACUCCGUAUCCUACAGCAUUCACACCCGAGACUUUGAGUUGGGACUGCCUAUCGUCCAAAACAUGGCAGACAGCGUCUAUGGCAGCCGCAAAGUUCUGAUUGUCUUGUCCGACAACUACCUCGUCAGCAACUUCUGUCGAGAAGAGCUGCACAUGGCCGUCCAAAGGGAGGCAGAGAGCCGAGAUUCUUCGCUUAUUCUUGUGGCCAUCGACAAGUUGAAGAAAAAGAAGUUGCCUGGUGCUUUGAGAAACAAGCAUUUGCUUGACUUUGAGAAGCUUAAGAUAAAACAGGAUUGGGAGAAAAAGUUGUUAAAUGUGGUAGCAGGCCCAGGGGCCAAAGUUGCUUAA